Molecule: messenger RNA, 1335 nt
Organism: Penicillium crustosum
Lineage: Eukaryota; Fungi; Ascomycota; Eurotiomycetes; Eurotiales; Aspergillaceae
Product: phosphotransferase family protein
Exons: 2
Coding region: 1-1335 (444 amino acids)
Source: RefSeq, a predicted model, not a curated record
AUGACCACUCUCAAGAGCCAACAUUAUGAUUUUGCGGCCUCCUUGGUUGCGAUGCACUUCGGAAUCCAGAAGAAUGAUUUUACAAUCGAGGAUAUGGAAAAGGCGAAGAACAACCAUGUCUACCUUAUUCACCUAGAGCAGCCGCUCGCAGAGCUAGGGCGGACCAAGACUGGGGUUUUAAAGCCCUAUACCUCGGUAAUCCCAGUAGGGACCUCGAAAAUGGUGCUACGAAUCUCUAAGAACAAUGUGAACUUAGAGAAUUCUGUGCGAAUUCGGAAUGAAGUUGCGUUCCUCGCUUUAGCCCGCGAUGCAUUAUCUGCUAUAGAUGCCUCAGUGAUCCCACGAGUGUUCGGAUGGGAGGAUAAGAGAUGGGAAGAUAGGACAUCUACCGAUCCCUUGUCUCUUAGCUGGAUCCUUGAAGAAUUUAUGGAAGGGGACUCGCUAAGCCCAGAUGAGAUCCUUGCACUAGAUCACGAUACUCGGAAGUCACUGCUUUAUCAGAUUGCACAGGUUGUGAAAGCUUUCCAGGAUUAUCAACUUCCUAAAGCUGUUAGUAUGUAUGGUGGCUUGAAGUUCGAUGAGCAAGGUGAAAUCGUGAAUACGAUCUCAACUCUACCUUGUGGUGGACCCUUCCAAACCUAUCCACAAUUUGUUAGAGGAAUGUGUAUCUGGCAACUGAAAAUGAGCGACCGAAGUGCUUAUCUGAAUGGGUGGCGGGAUAUACCUGGUUUACGGGAACGAUUAGACGACUUCUUUACUCGUGGGCUCGGCCGGCUUCUAGAUGAAAUUCCCGAACAACGGCCAACUCUGAUACAUGCAGACUUAUGCAUGUCGAACCUACUCUUCAAUCGCAGAAGCAACCGCCUAAGUGCAGUUCUAGACUUUGACUUCGCUCAUAUUGGUGCGCCAAUCUCUGAGUACUUGUUUUCCUUCUGGGAUCUAGAUGGUUUACUUCCUGGAAGCUCCGAUCCUAAUGACCCUCUACGCAAAUAUAUCUUGAAGGGGUUCCCAUUUGCGGAGGAAGAGGAAGGGGUCGAAGAUAAGUGGAAACUUGCUCGAGCAUGGGAAAAUGCUUUGUCUGACGUAGGAGCUAAAAAGCCAUCUACGAUCGAUAAAGCGGGAGAUAUAGCAGAUAUAUGGUGGUUCUCUCAGGAUCUGUGCGAGGCCUAUUGGUUUAUAGACACCUUUUUGGAAAAGAGAACACCAGAGAAGCUGGAGGAGUUUAAGGCUGCAAGUGCGAGCAAUCUAGAGAGAUACUUGGCACACUGGGGGUUUUACAGCCCCCCCGAGAUCGGAAUAGGGCUUUUAUUUUACUCUAAGCAGUCUUACCUGUAG